Messenger RNA from Echinostoma caproni, 417 nucleotides. Lineage: Eukaryota; Metazoa; Platyhelminthes; Trematoda; Plagiorchiida; Echinostomatidae. The record is from the annotation of a GenBank genome assembly.
AUGUUUCCGGAAGGUAAUCCUCCAUCCAGACUGUUAUUAGGCUCAUGGAAAGCUUGUGACGUAUUGACCAUCUGGGUGGAUCACAAUCUUCCUCAUCGACCGUCAUGGCUCACUCCGCAACUGUACGAGGAUUGUGUGCAUCUGUUGGAUUGGAAACAUUACAUCCGAUUCUCCCAACCCUCCCUGACCAGACUGCAUGGUGGUCCACUGAUCGCGCAUGUCCUGCGCCUGUUACGUGCCCGUGCGAAUGCCCAGCUGAUCGCGACCGGACGGGAUGCGGUCCACGUGGAAUUGCUCGCACCUCACGGUCGUGAAAUGCUUAUGAAUGUGUCCGCCACACUGGGCCUAGUCGCAUACUUCGCGCACGAUUCAACCAUAGCCAGUGUGUUAAGUCAUCUCGGUGUGUUUGAUGGGUAA